This is a messenger RNA of Plodia interpunctella (Indianmeal moth), 845 nucleotides long. RefSeq lists its product as uncharacterized. The transcript has 4 exons. Lineage: Eukaryota; Metazoa; Arthropoda; Insecta; Lepidoptera; Pyralidae. The record is from RefSeq and is a predicted model, not a curated record. Bases 122 to 793 code for a protein of 223 amino acids.
UAUUGUCUGAAUGCACGAAUGAAUGUGCGGUGUGUGACGACCUCGGUGGCGCAGUGGUAAAGUUCUUGCCACUGAACCCAGAGGUCCCGGGUUCGAUCCCCUGGUCGGGACAUGAUGGAAAAUGGUCAAUCAGAAAAAGAUAUAUAUAUAUAUCGCCGUCUCACGUCAGUGGCAGCAAUUUAAGCCCCAAAUCUACAAGCAAGAAUACAACUCAGACGAGAUCUACAACCGCUUGAUAACGGUGAUGCAAACCAUACAUCGUGAAGGCAGGAUGCGGCAUGAAAACUUGGACUUAAUAAGAUUCUUUUAUGAGAAAACACCUUACUAUGAGAUGGGCUAUGUUAUGGGCGAGAUUAUUGAAAGAUACAGGAAGAUGGUGACUCACGUGAGACGACGGCAUAACUGGAAGAGCACCCACGUCCACUACAUGAUAAGGAAAGUGCAGACGAUCCAGCAUUUGUACUUUGAGAUUUUCCACCUCUGCGGUAUGAUGCACGAGAUCGACCUCAAGUACAGCAACAUAAAACAGUUCGCCAACAUACACGCGGAACUCUCCAUGAAGGAUAUGGCCAAGCUGCAACAAGAGAUUGAUCAAGAAGUGUUGAAUAAGGAAAAGGCUAGGAAAAAGGCUUUAAAAAAGGACUUGAAGCAAAGGAAGAAGCUGGCGCUACAAAUGAAUGCUUGGCCGAAGUGGCAGAAAAAUAAAACGGUAGAAAAGUCGUUCUGGCACCCAUAUCAAUACGGCUGGGAUUAUGGUAUUAUCUGGUCGGACAAGGAUAUACCGUCCAUUUAGUUGUGUACCAAAUGAUUGAGAAUUAAACUAAUUGCAAAAAUAAAAAAAAUAG